AUGAAGAACGCUAUUCCAUCUGAUAUAUGGGAAACUAAGCGUAUAUUAAUUACAAAGUUAUACAAAGAUGAAGAAUGGCCUCUCAAGCAUGUUAUCAAGCUUAUUCAGACAUCCGACUUUUGCCCUAGUGAGACCCAGCUUCGGAGCAGAUUAAAGAAGUGGCAUGUCACCAAGCCGUCCCGCAAGAAGUAUGGCAGUCACAAGACUCGGUCUGAGAAGAGUACCUCACCCGAAAGUUCUCAAUCAUCGCCAUUUCUAUCAUGCGGUUCAGGCGAUAUGAAACAAAAGCUGCCCAUUGUUCACCUUGAACCAUUCCAGUAUGAUAGAAAUAGCAGAAAGCAUGACUCUAUUCCUCCUGAGAAAGAGGAACAGUCCAUACCUAAACUAUCAGGCGCAGAGCAGCACAUUUUGAAGUCCCAAAGUGACCAGUAUCUGACGUCCCUUGAUACAUCUGUCAGACAAUUUCCCUGUACCCCAGGUACGAUACAAGAUUUCUUGGAUAGAAUCCUGUCAACUUCAACACCCUCGAUGCCCUCACAUUGCGCCCAGGAAUGCACAGAAAAUACAACACUAUCAGAGGAUGAAGCAACGGACUCCCUAUUUCAGUGGCAAACGAAUUCUAUCGAUUCCAAUAUGGAUAGCCUAAACUCCAGGGGAGCAAAAGAUCAAACGGGCCACGACAUGGAAAUGGGCACACAGCUAGACCCGAUAACAUCAAUGGACCCUUCAAUAGCUGACUAUUCAUCUUUCAGCGUCGGUUGCAAUCAUGGUACGCAUCCACUUCAAUACACAGCUCUCCUCCCGUGGUGCAUGGGUGGAACUCUACCGUGCAAAAAUGCAAAUAACUUGCCUCACUCCCCGAAAACUGCUGCAGCAUCCGCAUGGAUUGAGAAAGAGCAAAGGUCUGGAAAGUGCUGUGAAGGGAAGGCAAAUUUGAGACCCGAUCUUCUGGAUACCAUUAUCGAGGAGUCCCACUUCCCAGCAUAUUCGUUAUCUAAUUACAAAGUUCCUUCUCCUCACCAUAUAUGCCCGCAUUCAAGGUCAAAGGCCUGUUGCCUACAAUCUCCUUACACACAGUGUUGA
Molecule: messenger RNA, 1083 nt
Organism: Talaromyces proteolyticus
Lineage: Eukaryota; Fungi; Ascomycota; Eurotiomycetes; Eurotiales; Trichocomaceae
Exons: 2
Coding region: 1-1083 (360 amino acids)
Source: RefSeq, a predicted model, not a curated record